This is a messenger RNA of Ilex paraguariensis (yerba mate), 1188 nucleotides long. Lineage: Eukaryota; Viridiplantae; Streptophyta; Magnoliopsida; Aquifoliales; Aquifoliaceae. The record is from the annotation of a GenBank genome assembly.
AUGUCUUGCCUUUACAUCACUUCAGUCUCAUCAUCCUCUGCGGUUUCCAUUUCCCGCAAAUCAAUACCCUUCACUGGUGCCCGUUCAGUCUCUUCAAGGCCCAGAGUCUAUUGCGCUCUUGGUGGGACUGUUGCAGAACCAAAACUUAUCACUGCAACUGAACCAUUGCUCCUUAAUGCUGUUCGUGGGGAAGAAGUGGAAAGACCCCCUGUUUGGCUAAUGAGACAAGCUGGGAGGUACAUGAAGAGCUACCAAAUUCUCUGUGAGAAGUAUCCAUCUUUUCGUGAAAGAUCAGAAAAUGUCAAUCUUGUGGUGGAAAUUUCUCUACAACCAUGGGAAAUUUUUAAGCCUGAUGGGGUCAUUUUGUUCUCAGACAUCCUCACCUCGCUAUCAGGGAUGAACAUACCUUUUGACAUCGUUAAAGGCAAGGGUCCUGUCAUAUUCGAUCCUUUACGAACAGCUGCUGAUGUUGAUCAAGUGAGAGAAUUUGUUCCUGCAGAAUCAGUUCCAUAUGUUGGGGAAGCAUUGACAAUCUUGCGAAAAGAGGUAAAUAACAAAGCAGCAGUGUUGGGAUUUGUUGGGGCUCCUUUCACCCUGGCAUCAUAUGUGGUUGAAGGUGGCUCAUCAAAGCAUUUUACCCAAAUAAAGAGGCUAGCUUUCUCACAGCCCAAGGUCCUCCAUGCACUACUGCAAAAAUUUGCAACCUCCAUGGCGGAGUAUAUCAAGUACCAAGCCGACAAUGGAGCUCAAGCCGUUCAGAUCUUUGACUCGUGGGCCACGGAGCUUAGCCCAGUGGAUUUUGAAGAGUUCAGUCUGCCUUACUUAAAGCAGAUAGUGGAUUCUGUAAAACUAACCCAUCCAAAUCUCCCAUUGAUCCUUUAUGCAAGUGGAUCAGGAGGUUUGAUUGAGAGACUGCCGUUGACGGGCGUUGAUGUGGUGAGCUUGGAUUGGACAGUUGAUAUGGCUGAAGGUCGGAGACGAUUGGGACCUGAUGUAGCGGUACAAGGGAACGUGGAUCCUGGCGUUCUUUUUGGCUCGAAAGAGUUCAUCACCAGUCGGAUAAACGACACAGUGACGAAAGCGGGGAAUCGGAAACAUAUUUUGAAUCUUGGCCAUGGCAUUGUAGUUGGUACACCAGAGGAAAAUGUUGCUCAUUUCUUUGAGGUUGCUAAAGGAAUCAGAUACUAA